CUAUACACAACAUUGGUCUGGACAGCUAUAAUGGCAUGUCAUCCACACCUACUGACACCACUUUUCGAUCUAGUCAUUUGCAGUCGCAACCAUCUCCGUCUGCCACGCCCAGUGAGGAUGAGUCCUCUGCCUCAUUUGAAAUCAUUGUCCCACUGACAGCUGGUCUGACAGUCACUGCUACUAUAAUUGCUAUAGUGCUACUUGUGAGUAUUACAUUUGGUGUCGUCUUCUUUAUAAAGAAGUCUAAGAACAAGUCUAAAUGAGAGUCUACCACUCUGAGUUCAGGAAACAUGUACAUUACCACUAGCCCAAAUACCGUGUACAAAGCAUUUGAUAAAGCUACUGCAGAGGACAAUGAUGAUGAUUAUGAUAAAGUGGAUCCUGCUGAAACAGCCGUGACAACUGAAAAUAACGAUCAACAGCUGUACGAAGUGAUUGAUGAGUCAGUCAUCUUCAACAGCAACGAUUCUCAGUAUGACAACUAAAGCUUUGCAGAAAGCUGUCAACUUUUAAUAGCUACUCGAGUUCGUACUUGUAAUAACCUAAAGUGCAGUAGAUGCUAUUUUUGUCCAUGUUUGUGGUGACUCAUUUUUAUUACAUGGCUUAGAAGGUAAUAAUGUCUAAUGCAUAUCAAUAUAGU
Messenger RNA from Geodia barretti, 640 nucleotides. The record is from the annotation of a GenBank genome assembly. NCBI's taxonomy places the organism in Eukaryota, Metazoa, Porifera, Demospongiae, Tetractinellida, Geodiidae.